Messenger RNA from Aspergillus udagawae, 1626 nucleotides. RefSeq names its product rRNA-processing protein PWP1. Gene Ontology annotation, cellular component: nucleus. Gene Ontology annotation, molecular function: protein binding. Lineage: Eukaryota; Fungi; Ascomycota; Eurotiomycetes; Eurotiales; Aspergillaceae. Gene Ontology annotation, biological process: rRNA processing. The record is from RefSeq and is a predicted model, not a curated record. The coding region runs from base 1 to 1626 and encodes 541 amino acids. The transcript has 2 exons.
AUGUCUUCUAUGAUCACUACGACCGCUUGGGUGCGGCGGGGAGUCGCUGCCCAGUUCCCCACCAAAUAUGAGAUUGACGAGGAGGAGAUGAACCGGAUAUCCAAGCUCGCUCGGAUGCAACUUGAAGACGCCCAGGGCGAUCUGGACGCUGCCAGGGAAGGAAAGGACCAGGACGGUGAGACGAUGGAGGAUCAGAAGGAGGAGACUCAAGACGCAAUGGAGGACGAUCCCGAGGAGAAGAAGGGCAAGACAAGUUUCAAUAACGAUGAUGAUUUGAAAGAAUACGACCUUGAUCACUACGACAGCGAUGAGGUCGACGAGGAUGGAGAGAAGAUUACCAUGUUCGGAAACGUCAAGUCGCUGGCUUACCACCAGCCCAACGAGGAAGAUCCAUACCUUGUGAUGCCGGAAGAAGAAGAGGACGAGGAGAGAGAGGAGCUGCAGAUCCUUCCCACCGACAACUUGCUUCUGGCAGGUAGGGUCGAGGAUGAGGUGGCCCACCUUGAAGUCUACGUCUACGAGGAUCAGGAGGCGAACCUUUACGUGCACCACGACAUUAUGCUCCCCGCCAUCCCUCUUUGCGUUGAAUGGCUGGAUUUCCCUGUUGGCGCAAACACCGGCGACCGGACUACCGGCAAUUUCGUGGCUGUAGGAACCAUGGAGCCCGACAUUGAGGUCUGGGAUCUGGACAUUGUCGAUUGCAUGUACCCAAACGCCAUCCUGGGUCAGGGCGGUGCGGAGCUCGAGGCAGACAUGAAGAGGGCCAAGAAGUCCAAGAAGAAGACCAAGGCGAACGAUGAGUUCCACGUCGACUCCAUCCUUGCCUUGGCCGCAAACCGCCAACACCGCAAUCUGCUCGCAUCUGCCUCCGCUGAUCGUACCGUAAAACUCUGGGACCUCAACACUACCAAGUGCGCCAAAUCUUACACACAUCAUACGGACAAGGUGUGCUCGCUGGACUGGCACCCUAAGGAAGCCACCGUUCUACUCACCGGUAGUUACGAUCGUACCGUGGUGGCGGCAGACAUGAGAGCUCCCGACGCGAAAGCACGGUGGGGAGUAGAUGCCGACGUCGAGAAUGUGCGCUGGGAUAUUCACGACCCGAACUUUUUCUAUGUCACCACAGAUGCCGGUAUGGUCUACCGCUACGACGUUCGAAACAUCCCUGCAACGCCAAAGGAAUCGAAACCGGUCUGGACCCUGCAGGCGCACGACACCUCGGUGUCAUCCUUUGACAUAAACCCGGCCAUUCCUGGCUUCCUCGUCACUGGGUCAACCGACAAGCAAGUCAAGCUGUGGAACGUCGAGAACGACAGACCUAGCAUGGUCGUCUCGCGUAAGAUGGACGUUGGUAAGGUUUUUUCGACCACCUUCGCUCCAGACAACGAGGUCGGCUUCCGGCUCGCGGUGGCUGGUAGCAAGGGAACGGUUCAGAUCUGGGACACCUCAACCAACGGGGCCGUUCGUAGGGCUUUCGUGUCGCGCAUGCCCGCCCUCGAGGGUGAGGUCAAGGAACGCACGAUCGGAUUGCAAGCUGACGAUAAUGAAUCGGAUGAUGAUGCCGCAGGGGAGGAGAUCGGUGCUCAGCAGGGCGGGGAUGGCUGGGAAUCGAUGGACGAGGACUAG